Messenger RNA from Galdieria sulphuraria, 820 nucleotides. Its product is annotated as nucleotide binding protein. The transcript has 6 exons. Bases 22 to 792 code for a protein of 256 amino acids. The record is from RefSeq and is a predicted model, not a curated record. Gene Ontology annotation, molecular function: GTPase activity. Gene Ontology annotation, cellular component: cytoplasm. Lineage: Eukaryota; Rhodophyta; Bangiophyceae; Galdieriales; Galdieriaceae.
UUUUAAUUAUUUGAUGCUCAAAUGCCUUUGUAUUCUCAAUUCGUUAUUGGUCCUCCUGGUUCCGGUAAAAGCACUUAUUGCGCCGCUGUACGUGAAUUGUUGGAGAGCAACUGUAGACCGGUGACUCUUGCGAACUUUGAUCCCGCUGCAGAAUUUCUACCCUACUCCCCAGAUAUCGACAUAAGAGACCUUGUGAAUUUCAAGCAACUUUGUUCCUCUGAUUCUUGUGGACCAAAUGGAGGACUGCUGCGUUGUUUUGCUGUUUUGGAAGACAAUUUUUCUUGGUUAAUUGAAAGUUUGUCGAAAACUUCAAACCUUUAUCUAAUUAUUGAUUUUCCGGGGCAAAUUGAGCUUUACUUAAGUUGCGAGAGUAUUGCCAAGUUAAUUCAUCGUUUGCAGGAAACUUUUGAUUUGCGAGCCGUCGUACUCAAUCUGAUAGACAGCAAUCGUUGUUUGGAAUCCUCUUCGUUCCUUUCGUCAUGUUUGACUUCUCUAAGUUUGCUCAUAAAUCUGUCACUACCGUUUUUGAGUGUUCUUACUAAAAUCGACAUAUUUCGUGAUGCUCAAGAUUGCGAAAUUGACUUCGAAGAUAUAUGUAAAUGUGAAAACCUGGCAACGCAUAUGACCGUAUUAACGGGAACGUCAACAUUUGUAGCAUUACAUAGUGCCAUUUGUAGUUUGCUUGAAGAUUUCAAUCUUGUACAGUUUGAAAUGCUUAGCGUCAAGGAUCCACAACUUUUAGCAAAAGUUGUGAAGGAAGCAGAUCAUGCAUGCGGUUAUAUGCUGCGAUAACUGUAUUGCCGCAUAUGCUGAACUAUCA